Messenger RNA from Callithrix jacchus (white-tufted-ear marmoset), 1861 nucleotides. It is a transcript of the gene CTU1, whose product is annotated as cytosolic thiouridylase subunit 1. Gene Ontology annotation, biological process: tRNA wobble position uridine thiolation. Gene Ontology annotation, molecular function: tRNA binding. Gene Ontology annotation, cellular component: mitochondrion; cytosolic tRNA wobble base thiouridylase complex. Lineage: Eukaryota; Metazoa; Chordata; Mammalia; Primates; Cebidae. The record is from RefSeq and is a predicted model, not a curated record.
CAACCCCGCCUCAAAGGGCAGAAAUCAUAUGCCCUACACUCCCCUUAAAAUCCUGUAAUAAUCCCACAAGCCAGCUAAUCAGAAUACUACUACUUCGCUUAUCCAGCAACGUGAACCUACUGGUGACAGCACGCCGCCAUGGCAACAACAGUACACACAGUUCCGCGGCUCCCCGCGUCCGCGCGCAGGCGCAGAAAAUAAACGGGGGCAGUGCAUUUUGGGAGCAGCAGAAAGAGCAAGGGAAGUGUUUCUGGGAGUUGUAGGCCAAGCGGGACCUCAGAGCCACGGGCGCAGAAAGCAAAAGGGGCAGUGCAUUUUGGGGGCGGCAGAAAGAACAAUGCAAAUGUUUCUCGGAGUUGUAAGCUAAGCGGAACCCCGGAGCCAUUGGCACAUCCAGCGGAGCUGCCGCAUGGGAUUCUGGGAGCUGUAGGCAAGGAAGUCCCAAGACAUCGUGGGAGUGGUAGUCUCGGAGUAGUCACUUCCGUGCCAGGCUUCCGCGUGGUGGGCUGUGUGGACGUUCCAGCACUGCGUUCUGCCCGGAUACUUACUGAGUACCGACUCUGCGCAAGUUCCAGGGUGGGCAGCAGGCCAAUCCUGCCCCUGCCUUGAAGAAGCAGAAAGACAGACCUGUCACCAGUGACAGUGCAACCCCAGCUGGUCUCCCGAGAGGUGUGAUCCAGGCUACCUGUGUGUUCCCUGGAGAAGGAGAAGACGACGCCUCCCGCAAUGCCCGCCCCACCGUGUACCUCCUGCCACGCGGCACGCGCUGCCCUCCGCCGUCCGCGCUCGGGCCAAGCGCUGUGCGGUGCCUGCUUCUGCACCGCCUUUGAGGCCGAGGUGCUGCACACAGUGCUCACAGGCCGCCUGCUGCCGCCUGGCGCAGUGGUGGCUGUUGGCGCCUCGGGCGGCAAGGACUCCACGGUGCUGGCGCAUGUGCUGCGCGAGCUGGUGCCACGCCUGGGCAUCUCAUUGCAGCUCGUGGCCGUUGACGAGGGCAUCGGCGGCUACCGGGACGCGGCACUGGCGGCCGUGCGGCGCCAGGCGGCGCGCUGGGAGCUACCACUUACCGUCGUGGCCUACGAAGACCUCUUCGGGGGCUGGACAAUGGAUGCGGUGGCCCGCAGCACAGCUGGCUCUGGCCGCAGCCGCUCCUGCUGCACCUUCUGCGGGGUGCUGCGUCGCCGGGCGCUGGAGGAAGGGGCACGCCGCGUGGGAGCCACGCACAUCGUGACGGGUCACAACGCAGACGACAUGGCGGAGACUGUGCUCAUGAACUUCCUGCGGGGCGACGCCGGGCGGCUGGCCCGGGGCGGGGGCCUGGGCUCUCCGGGCGAGGGGGGCGCCCUGCCGCGCUGCCGCCCGCUGCAGUUCGCCUCGCAGAAGGAGGUGGUGCUGUACGCGCACUUCCGCCGCCUGGACUACUUCUCCGAGGAGUGCGUCUACGCGCCCGAGGCCUUCCGCGGCCACGCCCGGGACCUGCUCAAGCGCCUGGAGGCGGCGCGGCCGUCGGCGGUGCUGGACCUCGUGCACUCCGCCGAGCGCCUGGCGCUGGCCGCGUCCGCUCGCCCCCCGCGCCCCGGCUCCUGCUCCCGCUGCGGGGCUCUGGCCAGCCGCGCGCUCUGCCAGGCCUGCGCGCUCCUGGACGGCCUGAACCGCGGCCGGCCCCGCCUGGCCAUCGGCAAGGGCCGCCGGGGGCUGGACGAGGAGGCGACGCCGGGGACGCCCCGGGAUCCGGCCCAGACCCCCACCCCCAAGGCCGUCCCCACCUUCUAGCGACUCCGGGCCUCCCGCCGGGAUCUGACGUCCCCCAGGGUGGGGACUGCCUGUAAAUGACACUGUGAAUAAACCCCCCGUUACCUUG